Molecule: messenger RNA, 741 nt
Organism: Funneliformis mosseae
Lineage: Eukaryota; Fungi; Glomeromycota; Glomeromycetes; Glomerales; Glomeraceae
Source: the annotation of a GenBank genome assembly
AUGUCUGAGUUUAAUUGUAGCACUUGCAGGCAAAAAUUCAACACUUUUAUGUGGUGUGAUUCAUGUCAAAAGCAGGAAUUUGAGAAUAAUUUCAAAAACUGGACGAGUGAAAAUGAUGAAAUCGAUUCUUUUAUACAGCAAACCCAAUUAAAGGCGAUAGAUUUUGAUCAAUUCAUUCAAUGGAUGCCUUUUGAAGGUUUUGACAUCUUGGGAAAGGUUGGCCAAGGAGGCUUUGCUACGGUCUAUGAGGCCAUUUGGUGUGAUGGUCCUAUAUGGAAUUGGAAUGUCAAGAGUAGAAAAUGGGAAAGAAAUGAUUCUUGCAGGGUUGCUUUGAAAGUGCUUGAAGAUUCAAAAGGUAGCACGGAAUUUUUGAAAGAGAUUUCGGCAUACGUUGAAUGUGCGGCUUUGUCUGUAUUAAAGCAAACUAUCCUUCGAUGUUAUGGAAUUUCUCAAGACCCGGAAACUCAAGAUUUUAUUAUGGUUCUAGAAUAUAUGCCGUACGGUAAUAUUCAUCUCUUGGAAGCGAAAUGUGAUUGGUCGACGAGAAUUACAAUUCUUAAAGAUAUUCUUCACGAUGUUAAGGAUGAAAAAUUGUUCAAGUUCGGACACGAAUACGAAUUACAUCCUGGUGCCGUUUAUAUUAGUCGUGAUCUUAGCAUAUAUGCUCAAUAUUUAUCACAAGAUGAAGUAGUAGAAAUCGAAUGGAGUAAAGGUAAAAAAUUAGAAGUGUACGAAAGGUAG